GUCUACGCAUAAUAUAUAUGUUUGUCUUCCGGUUACAAUGACUGAAGUGCAACUCCGUACGAAACACUAAGGUAUGGAAAGUAAAACCAACAUAAAAGGUAAAGGGAAGUUCAAAAUUAAUAAGAAGAUAAACAAUGAGGAUUAUUUGUAAAUGGCAUCGAUGAACGGCGAACUUUCAAGUGCAUCAGAAAGCACGUCGUGGGAAGAUUUCUGUGACAGCAGGGCCGAAACUGCAUCAGAAAAUUUUGUAAAAGACUUCCUGGAUUUUCGACGUGUGAAUGGCAAUUGUCAGGUAAAUGAUCCCGUACAAUAUGCCAGGAAGUUUGUGGACUAUUUCCUGAAGUAUUUCGAUGAAAAAUUGAAAAGAAGUUCAUAUUAUCAGGAGUCAAACCAAACAGUUCCAAAACUUAGUCUCAGUUCAGUUCCACACAGACUGGCACCACAGAUUAGUUUACAUGAUGACUAUGACGAUGAUCCACAAAUUGUCCCCCAGGUUAAUUUGUCAAGAAAUGGGGAGACGUCAAAAUCUGUUAAAAGUCCACAUCAUAGAAAAGGGGGCUUACUCCGAAAAUUUUCACUCAGGGGAAUACGUAAGAAAGGUAAACAUCAGGUUGAAGAUGUAAAUAAUGACCAGCCGACUCAAGAUACUAAAAAACAUAAACAUAUUAAUCCACUUAAACACGAGAAAGUACAUAAACAAUCAAAACUAUUGGAAGUUAAUGAAAACUGUGUCAAGGAAGGAAUAGUUCAUGUUCUUACGGGAGAGGAUGCCAAAGGGAAGUCACGAUGGGAGAAAACAAGAUUGGUAUUACUGACGAAAGAUGGAGGCAGCUCAUUAGAAUUUUAUUCACCACCAAAGUCCGUAAAACCCAAAGCCGGUUUGUUUUGUUUCCUGAUCACACAAGCCAGGGUGACUACAUCCCUAGAGAUGCCUGACCAUGAAUAUACAUUUGUAUUAAAGGGUCAAGGUACAAGUGAGUUUGUGAUAGAGGCACAAACUAUGAAUGAAGUACAUUCAUGGUUAGAAGUUUUAAGUACACGUAUCAAUACCUCACUGGACGUUCCUGAGGAUGAUUUGGAACCCACUCCUUCAAUGAGGCCAAGACUUGCCACAGCCCCAAGUGGAAGGACAGAAUCUCCUAGUCCUGGAAUUAUCCAGUCCAGCACAUCACAGCGAAGUCUUACAAGUAACCCUCCUGAUGUCCCUCCAAGACCAAGUCCAAGAUCAUUACCUAGGACAGAGCAUAUAUCAACUUCUCUCAGACAUAUAGGGGAUCAUUUAGAUUCACAUAAUCGAGAUUCAUCAGGGGACAUACAGAUAGAACAAACUUUACGGGAGUAUCCAUGGUUUCAUGAAAAUCUGACAAGAUCUGAAGCAGCUCAGUUAGUCCUACAGCAAGGCCCAACAGGACAUGGGGUGUUUCUAGUUAGACCCAGUGAAACAAGAAAAGGAGAAAGUGUUCUCACGUUUAAUUUUCAAGGAAAAGCUAAGCAUUUAAGAAUGACUUUAAAUAAUGAUGGUCAGUGUCGUGUACAGCAUUUAUGGUUCCAGUCUAUUUUCGAUAUGUUAGAACAUUUUAGAACUCAUCCGAUUCCAUUAGAAUCAGGAGGGACAUCUGAUGUGACUUUAACAGAUUAUGUGGUGGCAAUAGAGAGACCAGUGACUCCUAACCUACCGCGUGGCUCUCCUAGAUCCCGCGGUGGUGGCCAUCAUGGGUCUAAUCCUAAUCUUGGUAAUAAUUCCUUAGGAGCUAUGGGAGGCAGUCAGGAAAAUCGUGAUAUAGUUGUUGUUCAUGGAUCAGUGAGAGCACGGACAGAAUCAAUAGAGAAUGUGAUGCGUGAACAGGGACAACACGGACGUGCAAUUGAAAAUCAGUACUCAUUUGUAUGAUUCUCAUCAUAUUCUUUAUGUUUUCUGCCACACUUUUUAUAAAAGAAUGAUACUUAUAGAAUCAUGUUAAGUCUUUGAUUUUCUUUAUAUACUACUGUAAACUUUUUUUUUUUGGGGGGGGCUUUUCUGCAUAAAGAUAUUUCCAGUCUAAUGUGGUCUAGAUUGCUGGUUUAUCUGUUCAGACCUCGGGUAAGCUAGGCUUCUUGAAUUUUUUGUUAAAUUUUUAAGAAAUUUAAGAUUCCUUUAAUUUUUAAUUUUGUAUUUAGCAGUUUUACUGUAUGCCAAAUAAAACAAUGU
Mytilus trossulus (common blue mussel) is the source of this 2188-nucleotide messenger RNA. RefSeq names its product SH2B adapter protein 2-like. Bases 152 to 1891 code for a protein of 579 amino acids. The transcript has 7 exons. Gene Ontology annotation, molecular function: transmembrane receptor protein tyrosine kinase adaptor activity. Gene Ontology annotation, cellular component: plasma membrane. Lineage: Eukaryota; Metazoa; Mollusca; Bivalvia; Mytilida; Mytilidae. Gene Ontology annotation, biological process: intracellular signal transduction. The record is from RefSeq and is a predicted model, not a curated record.